This is a messenger RNA of Didymodactylos carnosus, 1320 nucleotides long. Lineage: Eukaryota; Metazoa; Rotifera; Eurotatoria; Philodinida; Philodinidae. The record is from the annotation of a GenBank genome assembly.
CGAUUAUUUUCUUGACCGAGACAUGAGUAAAAAUUUGGCUGAUAUCUAGUUUCCCAGAGAAUAAUCAGGAGAACAAGGCGGAUUCGUUUACAAUCUUCAGUUGUGCAUUUUGUCGACGUACAAUAAUUAAAAAAUUGUGAUAGGUACAAUGACAGCCCAAAUCACACAAAUAAGUCUUUCAUAACUAACUUGCUUUCGUAGUUACUAUGGGAACAAAAACUGGUUUCUAUGUUUUUAUGUAUAUUUGUAUUAAAAACUAUGCUGGAAUAUGUUUUGAGUCUUUCAAUGAAGCGUUUUUUCAAAAAAACUCGAUUGGAGCGCCAAGUUAUUAAUAUUUAAAUACUUUUUUUCGAUACAUCUAUGUUAAAAUGUGAGUGUGGUCAAAUAGCGACGAGACAUAGACCAGAAAACAACAAGUUUAACGCAGAAUUACUGUCGAAUACAGAAGGAAAUUGGAUGAAUGAAAUACGAUUAUAAAGGAUUAUAUUUUUGUCCAUUUUACUUUGUAUAUCGACAAUUUGACUAUACUCCAGCAAACAGGAAAGAAUGGCUUAUCUAGUUGAUGAACAACAACAAACUGGAAGAAACCCUGCUGGCAGCAAAGGUGUCAGAGUAUCAAGCGGAGCAUUUAGUGUCGAAGAUUAUAUCUAUCGUGCACGGCUGGCCGAGAAAGCAUUACGCUAUGAAGAUAUGUUGACACAGAUGCGAAACGUUCUCGAAUUAAAAAAGAAAUUAUCUGUGGAUGAGCGUAAUCUACUAGUUGUAGCAUAUAAAAAUGCUGUGACAUCCAGAAGAACAGCUAUCCGACAUUUAUCAACCUAUUGCAAAAAGCUCGAUGAUCAACGUUUUUAUAUCGUACGAGAUUAUUUGAUUCCCAAUGCAAGAAGUGAUGCUGAACAAAUCGCGUUUUAUGAACGUAUGAAGGGAGAUUUUAUUCGUUAUGUGAUCAUUAGCCCUACAUACUCACAACCAAAAUGUAUUUUAGAAAUUGAAAUUGCUCCGCCUGGAUUAAGAGAUUCGCUGCAUAAUGAAGCAAAUAAUUGUUAUUUGACAGCUAAACAAUUAGCUGAAGAAAACUUGCCAGCUUAUCACCCUGUUCGAGUCGGUAUUAUGCUAAACUAUUCCGUCUUUUGUUUUAAUUCAAAAUCGAAAGGUGAUCUGGCGUUAAAAGUGGCAAAGAACGCCUACGAAGACGCAUUGGCUGAUUAUGAUCAAUUACAUAACGAACAGAUGCGAACAGAUGCUCAUGCACUAAUGAAAAGCUUACAAAAUAAUAUGAAACAUUUUUCGAAAGGAAGCUCAGAAGUUGAAGAAACAUAG